AUGUCCAACAAUCAGGCCGCCGAGGCGCCUAAGAAGCCCCAUCUCUACAUCGGUAACAUGUCGCCUCGCGUCACCGAUCAGAUGCUCGCCGAGAUCUUCUCCGUCGCCGGGCCCGUCGUCUCUGCAAAGAUCAUUCAGGAUCGCAAUUUCCACCACGGCGGCUACAACUACGGCUUCGUCGAGUACACCGACAUGCGCAGUGCUGAGCAAGCACUGACGACGCUCAACGGUCGCAAGAUCUUUGACUCUGAGAUCCGCGUCAACUGGGCCUACCAGGGUCAGGGCAACCGCGAGGACACGCAGCACCACUUCCAUGUGUUUGUCGGUGACCUCAGCCCGGAAGUGAACGACGACAUUUUGGGCAAGGCGUUUGCCAAGUUUGCGUCGCUGAGCGAGGCUCGCGUCAUGUGGGACAUGAACUCGGGCAAGAGCCGAGGAUACGGCUUCCUCUCCUUCCGUGACAAGGCAGAUGCAGAGCAGGCGAUCGCCACUAUGAAUGGCGAGUGGCUCGGAUCUCGGGCUAUUCGUGUCAACUGGGCGAACCAGAAGACGCAGACGGGCGGUUCUCGCAGUCUUGGCCUCGGUCAAGGCUUCAACGGCCCUCUGACGUUCGAGCAGGUCGCUGCUCAGACCCCCGACUACAACACGACUGUGUACGUCGGAAACCUGAUCCCCUACACGACGCAGGCGGACCUCAUUCCCCUGUUCCAGAACUACGGCUAUAUUGUCGAGAUCAGGAUGCAGGCCGACCGCGGGUUUGCGUUUGUCAAGCUGGACACGCACGCCAACGCCGCCCUAUCCAUCACGUCGCUGCAGAACCAGCUGGUCCACGGCCGCCCCAUCAAGUGCUCCUGGGGCAAGGACCGCCAAAGCGACGCGCCUGGAUACAUGGUGCGUCACGCCUUCUCCGAGAGGCCUGACUUCCAGAUGUACACCAACAACUACCCAUACUUCCCCGGGUACGGGGGUAUCCCCGGCCAGCCUGGAGCGCAGUCUCCCGGUCCUGAGAACGGAUCAGCUCCCCCUCCCCCACCCACUUGGGACCCCGCAGCGGCAGCUGCCUACUACCAGACCGGCGGCUGGGGCGGCUUCUACAGCCAGGAAGCCGCCGCCGUCCCGGCUGCCCAACCUACUCCCCCUAACUAA
Trichosporon asahii var. asahii CBS 2479 is the source of this 1146-nucleotide messenger RNA. Its product is annotated as non-translatable mRNA -binding protein. The record is from RefSeq and is a predicted model, not a curated record. Lineage: Eukaryota; Fungi; Basidiomycota; Tremellomycetes; Trichosporonales; Trichosporonaceae. Gene Ontology annotation, biological process: nuclear-transcribed mRNA catabolic process, nonsense-mediated decay; regulation of mRNA stability; cytoplasmic stress granule assembly. Gene Ontology annotation, cellular component: cytoplasmic stress granule. Gene Ontology annotation, molecular function: mRNA binding. The coding region runs from base 1 to 1146 and encodes 381 amino acids. The transcript has 3 exons.